Pyrus x bretschneideri (Chinese white pear) is the source of this 1105-nucleotide messenger RNA. RefSeq names its product putative glycine-rich cell wall structural protein 1. The record is from RefSeq and is a predicted model, not a curated record. Bases 324 to 911 code for a protein of 195 amino acids. NCBI's taxonomy places the organism in Eukaryota, Viridiplantae, Streptophyta, Magnoliopsida, Rosales, Rosaceae. The transcript has a single exon.
CACAAUACCACCACCGUCACACCCACCAGCCACCACCACCGCCAAUGCCACUAAUAAAAAACCGUACACGUACACGUUUUGAUUAUAAUUUAGUAAGUGCAAAAGGAAGGUAGUAGAAUAUUAAUGUCAACAAAGUUCGGAUAGUGCCCUUAGCUUUCUGAUGCCUAUAUAUAGACACUAACCCUUAACCUUGUCUACUCACAAAGUAUUUGGUUUCUCAAGAUACUUCACUCACAAGUCUCAACCAACACAUUACACUAAAGAAUCACAUUGAUCUCAAAAACAAUCUUAACCAACGGACAUUAAGUUUUUCAAGUUUGAAUAUGGCCAGCACUAGGGUCAUUGGUGCUGCAUUCUUGGUUUUGCUGCUUGUGGAGCUCUCCUUUGCUUCUAGACCGUUAAAGGCCACUGGGGGUGGUAGCGGCGGCGGUGGUGGCGGUGGAGGUGGUGGAGGGGGUGGUUCAGUCUUUGGGUCCGAGUCUGGGUAUGGUUCGGGGCAUGGGUAUGGGAGUGGUUCAGGGUAUGGUACUGAAGGUGGAGGCGGAGGCGGUGGAGGUGAAGGAGGCGGCGGUGGUGGUGGAUACGGUGGUUUUGGGUCUGGAUAUGGGUCUGGUGGUGGCUCUGGUUAUGGAUCUGGUGGUGGGAAAGGAAGAGGUGGAGGUGGAGGAGGCGGCGGUGGUGGUGGUGGGGGAGGAGGUGGUGGAGGCUCAAGUACAGGAAGUGGGUCAGGUUAUGGAAGUGGAAGUGGCUACGGUAGUGGAGGUGGCAAGGACGGUGGUGGUGGGGGCGGUGGAGGAGGCGGUGGCGGCGGUGGUGGUGGUGGAAGUGGCCAUCGUGGUGGUAGUGGCUCUGGUUACGGGGAGGGUUAUGGGUCUGGAUAUGGUGAAGGAGGUGGGGAUGAUUCACCAUGAACAUGAUCAUAUUAAUUACGUGAACUAUUCCAUUGUUAGAUAAUUCAUCAUCUUUGUCCAUUCAUGAUUGAAAUAAAAUGCUCAGCUUCAACACCACUAUGUAUACGCGGUGGUGGAUAUGUCACCCUUCGAUAUUAAUCACAUUGUUACUCCUACUAUACUACUAAUACAAAGCUCAAUUUUCUUUUGUUAAA